AUGGACACGAUUUUGAAACAUAUCGACAACCUUCUUGGUUCUUCAGAGACCAGUGCCGAUAAGCCUGGGAGGGCCACCUGGACAAUUUCUACGCAAAAAUCGGGUGGUCAUAUAGAUGAUGAGGACUUGUGGGAAGAGAGCGAAACAGUGAACGCGGACUCUGUGUUGGCCCUCUUUGCCCGUCAAGGAGUCUCAUCGCGCCCGACUUCAACGAUCUCGUAUUUCUCUGACUUGCACAGAAAGUCUGAUUCAGAUCAUCUAGUGCAGUCCCUACUGCAAAUCCUGUCGUCCAUUCGAACAAAUGACGAAAUCUCCAACGAACUGACCGAAUUGUUGGGAUUCGAUGAGAUCGAAACGAUAGUGAAGAUACUAGACAAUCGUUAUGCCGUUGUGGAGGAGCUUUCUGCCAACCGAGCAUCCGAAACUACCGUCACACCUCCCAACCGACACGGAGAUGCCAGUCUUGCUAAGGGUGCCUUCUCAUACCAGGGUGCUCAAGAGCGAAUGCAACAACAAUUCAGAGAAAAUGCAUCUCGACCACUGUUCAGCGGGAUAGCGGAGGCUGCUCCUGAAGUUCUUCCGCAUGUUUAUUCGUCGAGCAGUAUGGCGCAAGGAAGUGUCCUGUCCCAAUUUGGGAGCAAGUAUAUGCUGCCAAUGGGGACAGCCCGAGAAAUGCAUGAGGCGUACGAGGAGGUCACCAUUCCACCAGCGAAUCCGGUCCCGCCCAAGGAGACUGAGCGUUUGAUUCCAAUCUCAGAACUUGACGACAUAGUGAAAGGGAGCCUCUCUGGUUACACAAGCCUUAAUCGAAUACAGUCCAUCGUUUAUCCGACAGCUUACGGUUCAAACGAGAACUUACUUAUAUGUGCUCCAACUGGUGCAGGAAAAACAGAUGUGGCCAUGUUGACUAUUCUUCGAGUACUAGAUCAACACAGGCUUCCAUCCAAUCCUAUGUUUCAAACCAGCCAUCCCCGUCAAACCAUCGAUAGAAAUGCAUUCAAAAUUAUAUAUGUCGCGCCAAUGAAAGCACUGGCAGCAGAAAUAGUACGAAAACUUGGCAAACGGCUUCAGUGGCUGGCAAUAGAGGUGCGAGAACUGACAGGCGACAUGCAAAUGACCAAGGUCGAAAUAGCCAAAACACAAAUCAUCGUAACGACGCCAGAGAAAUGGGACGUAGUUACACGAAAGCCAACCGGAGAGGGGGAAAUCGCGUCGAGUAUCAAGCUCUUGAUCAUCGACGAAAUUCAUUUGUUGAAUGAAGAACGUGGGGCAGUAAUCGAAACCAUUGUUGCAAGAACUUUGCGCCAGGUUGAAUCGAGUCAAUCAAUGAUCAGAAUCGUUGGCUUGAGUGCCACGCUCCCGAAUUAUCGGGAUGUCGCCGAGUUCCUGAGGAAACCCAGUGUUUCACGUUACAAAGGGCUUUUCUACUUCGAUGCUUCGUUUCGACCAAUCCCACUAGAACAGCACUUCCUAGGUAUCAAGGGAAAAGCGGGUAGCGCACAAUCCCGCAAGAAUUUCGAUGAUGUUACUUUCCAGAAGGUAUCGCAGCUCGUAGCUGAAGGUCAUCAAGUCAUGGUCUUCGUCCACGCUCGGAAGGAGACCGUGAAAAGCGCCAUGGCGUUGCGCGACAUGACUGUUUUGGAAGGGGUUACCGAGAACUUCAGCUGCGAGGAUCAUCCCCAGUUCAGCUUCUUCCGUCAGAGGAUCGGAAUGCUUCGUUCUGAUCGGAAUCUUAUGGAAAAGAUGUUUGCUGAGAGGGCGAUCAAGGUUCUAUGCUGCACAGCCACACUUGCUUGGGGUGUAAAUUUGCCUGCUCAUGCAGUCGUCAUCAAGGGGACUCAAGUCUAUGAUAGUUCGAAAGGGAAGUUCGUAGAUCUAUCCGUGCUCGAUGUGUUGCAAAUCUUUGGUCGCGCUGGUCGACCUGGAAUGGAGACCAGUGGCGAAGGUUACAUCUGCACCACAGAAGAUAAACUCACUCAUUAUCUUGACGCCGUCACGUCUCAGAUUCCAAUAGAGUCGCAGUUCCAGGCUGGCAUGAUCGACUCGUUGAAUGCAGAAAUUGCUCUCGGAACUGUUUCAACUACCAGAGAUGCUGUCCAGUGGUUAGGGUAUACAUAUCUUUUCGUUAGAAUGCGGAUGAAUCCUUUCGUCUACGGCAUAACUGGGGAUGCUGUUCAAGAUGAUCCUCGCCUUGGCGGAAAACGAAAUGAGUUGGUUGCUCAAGCAUCAAGAACGCUUGCUGCAACGAAGAUGGUCACUUACGACUCCACGAAUGGCCAGUACCGGAUUACUGAGCUUGGAAGGAUUGCAGCAAGAUAUUACAUACGAUAUCAAUCAGUCGAAAUCUUCAACAGGGAAUUUCGCCCCAGGAUGUCAGAGGCGGAUGUUCUGGGAAUGCUCAGUCAAAGCACAGAGUUUGAUCAGAUACAAGUACGCGAAAACGAGAUAAAAGAAUUGGAAGAAAUUAUGGCGCGAGUUCCAUGUGAAGUCAAGGGAGGCACGGAUACGAGUGUAGGGAAAGUAAACAUUCUGCUGCAAGGGUUCAUAUCAAGAGAAAUCGUAGAAGACUUCGCUCUGGUUUCUGAUAUGGCGUAUGCUGCUCAAAAUGGGGGUCGUAUCGCCCGAGCACUCUUGGAGAUAGCCAUUAGCAAGAAAUGGGCCAAUGUCACCUCGGUUUUGAUGGGAAUAAGCAAGGCCAUCGAAACCCGUCUUUGGCCUUUCGACCACCCCCUAAAACAGUUUCCUCUGAAACCGGAUACACUGUAUGCCCUAGAAAAGUGGGCAGAUGAUAUAUCUGUCUCUCAGAUAGCGGAUCUUGACGCGGCUGCUAUGGGAAAACUAGUACGCCUUAAUGAAGCACAUGGCCAGGCAAUUGUCAAUGCAGCAAAACAAUUCCCAACUGUACACAUUACUUGCAAUCUGCAACCCAUCGCAUCCGAUGUCCUGAAGAUUUGUCUGAAAGUCAAGCGGGCGUUUGAAUGGAAUACCAAGGCUCAUGGCACAAGCGAACCAUUCUGGCUUUGGGUCGAGGACCAGGACGGUUCUAAUAUCCUCCAGCUCUCGCACAUCACCUUCUAUCAAACAACCGACGUUCUCCGAGUCGACUUCUUUAUCCCUACUCCCGAUGGCCAGCCUCCAGAGUUUGUCACAGUGAAAGCUAUUUCUGAUCGUUGGGUUGGUGCGGAGGAAGCUAUCAGCAUACCUUUGGGUUCAAUCAUCAUGCCCGCCAUUUCGAGGCCACAUACCAGCGUUCUGAAUCUGCCUUUUUUGAACAUCGCGGAUGUAGGAGGGCCGUCCAUAUUCCAGGACGUAUUCAGCCAUCGACUUUACACCCUCAAUACUCUGCAAACACAAUCCUUCUGGAACGUAGUCUGUGCAAGGCAUAACUCCUUGCUUUGCGCACCUGCUGCAAGCGGUAAAACCACCCUCGCGGAGAUGGCAAUCUGGUUCGAUCUUCUGAGAUCAACGGAAGGCUGGAUCCUGGUGGUGCUACCUACCAAGGUCGCAGCUAUUGAAAUGCUGUCCGAGCUCCAGCAUGGCUCACGAUUAUCUGGCAUCCCAGUUCAAUCGACGCUCACUAAGCACCAUAUCCUUUCCUCCACUUCAUCUAGAACUAUUCGAGUCGUCACCGCGAAAGAGUUGUUUGAUGCUAUAUCAACUAGGAUCCCCAACGUCAGCGGCCUCCGUCUUGUUGUGUGCGAUGGGCUCGAACAACUCGACCCGACGUUUGAACUUGCCAUCUCGUUGUUGCGAAUUGCAACGCAAACCUCUCCUACGCGGUUCAUUGGCAUGUCAUCCUCUCUUACCGAUCCCGAGAGUUUGGCUAUGUGGUUAGACGUCGGAGAAUUCGGAACAACGAGCUUUAAGCCCCAGGACCGCGAUCAGUCAUUGGUCACUUCUAGACAAACAUUUUCUAUUCCCCAUUCAGCAUCUCUAUUCAAGGCGAUGGCCCGUCCAGCCCAUCGAGCUAUUCAGGAUGCUCACAGCGGCGGUUCUGCACUAGUUUUUGUUCCUUCUCGCGGCCAGUGCCGAGCAAUCGCGCAGGACAUCAUCACGAGGUGCACUCUGGAGGAGGAACAUGGCCGAGGUUAUGUCCCGGACGUCAUAUCGGGUGUCGUGCUUGAGGACUAUUGCAGCAGACUCCAAGAUUCCACCUUAAUGGACUUCGUCUCGAAGGGUGUAGGUUUCUUCCAUUCGGGAAUUGGAAGGGAAGACCGCGGCCUGAUGAUAUCUAUGUUUACGGAUGGUAUCAUCCGCGUGAUGGUUGUCCCGAAGGAUUCAUGCUGGAGCGUCCCUGUGAGGGCGAGGACGGUUAUUGUGAUGGGCACGCAGUACGUGCAUAUCGAAGAGCAAGGUGCUUCGCGGCAGGUUCGCGACUACAGCUUGGCUGAAGUUGUCAGAAUGCAAAGCAGAGCUAUUCAACAAUCUGACACUGGCCAUUUCCACCUCUUUUGCCAAGCAGAGGCACAAGAAACCUACUCCAAAUUCCUCAAGGACGGUCUUCCUCUCGAAUCACAACUCCAUGAAAGUCGGGUUCUCAGCGACUGGCUCAAAUCGACCAUUCCAGAAAACUUGGAUAAACAGCGGAUCAUCGACCUCCUGUCGUUCACGUUCCUCGCUCAAAGAGUGGCCACAAACCCAUCGUACUAUGGAUAUACAUCUGGCAAUCAAGUAGAAAAUCUGUCUGCUGCAGUGGACCGACUAGUAGAGGAUAUCCAGGGAAAGGUACCGUAG
Molecule: messenger RNA, 4734 nt
Organism: Cyclocybe aegerita
Lineage: Eukaryota; Fungi; Basidiomycota; Agaricomycetes; Agaricales; Hemipholiotaceae
Source: the annotation of a GenBank genome assembly